AUGCCCGCACACUUGGGCCACGAGGAGUUCUUCACCUCCCUCACCACCCUCCUAAAUAACACAUCCCAGAGAACUCGCGGAUCAGUGUACCUCACGCAGAAGCCCCUCCUCAACACCACCACCGAGUCAGCGUCGCAACCAUCCAUCCUCAUCCGCGCGACAGACGGCAACACCAACGCCCCGAACCCCAGGACGGCCGAGGCCAAGAAGAAGGUAUCGAAGUCAGGAUCGGCAGCAUCGAAGGUGAAGAUAUCAACGGUGGUGAGCCCUGAUGAUCUGGAGGCGUUCUAUGCGAGGUAUGCGGAGGUGUGUAAGGCUGGGAUGACGGGGUUGAAGAAGAGGGAUCGGAAGAAGGGGAAGGCGAAGGGGAAGAAGGAGGGGGGAAAGGUUAUUAAGGGGUGA
This is a messenger RNA of Aspergillus luchuensis, 402 nucleotides long. Its product is annotated as signal recognition particle 14 kDa protein. Lineage: Eukaryota; Fungi; Ascomycota; Eurotiomycetes; Eurotiales; Aspergillaceae. Gene Ontology annotation, biological process: SRP-dependent cotranslational protein targeting to membrane. The record is from RefSeq and is a predicted model, not a curated record. Gene Ontology annotation, cellular component: signal recognition particle, endoplasmic reticulum targeting. The coding region runs from base 1 to 402 and encodes 133 amino acids. The transcript has 2 exons. Gene Ontology annotation, molecular function: 7S RNA binding; endoplasmic reticulum signal sequence receptor activity.